Molecule: messenger RNA, 1173 nt
Organism: Rhododendron vialii
Lineage: Eukaryota; Viridiplantae; Streptophyta; Magnoliopsida; Ericales; Ericaceae
Exons: 2
Coding region: 366-854 (162 amino acids)
Molecular function (GO): RNA-DNA hybrid ribonuclease activity; nucleic acid binding
Source: RefSeq, a predicted model, not a curated record
CUUGUACGCUUGCUUGAUCUCCGACGACGUGCCUUUCUCAGAUACCCCCAACAACUCGUACAAAUUCUUCUCAUUCUUUACCCCGUACAGACAACGAAUGGCCGCCGCUCUUGUUCUUCCUCUGCGUAACGACCCAGUUGAAGGUGCCCCACAAAAUUAGGCAUUUCUGGUGAAGAGCUUGCAGCAAUAGUUUAGCCACCAAAGAAAAUCUGCCCAAGAGAAGGCAUGGACAAUCUCAGAUGUGUCCCAUUUGUAACCAAUUUGACGAGACUGUUGAACAUAUGCUCUUUGAUUGUCAUUGGGCCUGUGCGGUUUGGUUUGGGAGUAAUGUUUAGUUGAAUAUGGGGUAGGGACACCCGACGUCGAUGAUCAGAUGGACUUCCCAAGUAGUUGAUCAGUUAAAGAAGGAGGAUGCGAUGAAUUUUUUGGAACGGGUAGUCUAUAUUGCAUGGUUCAUUUGGAAGGCGCGAAAUGAGGUAGUUUUCAAUUUGGGUAUGCCUAAUCCAGAGUGGACUAUGAGGAGAGCCCUUGAGGCUUUCCGUGAAUUUUCAGAUGUAGUGGUGCUUUCCCGUUUCCACAUGGAUAACCCAAAUAUUGAGGACUUUAUUUCCCAAUGGAGGGCUCUGGAAAAUGGGUGUUUUAAGCUAAAUUGUGAUGUAGUAGUGGGAAAGAAUGGAAAGGAGGCAAGUGCAGCAGUUGUAAUCAGGGACAGCAAAGGCAUCCUUGUGAAUGGUUCAACUGGUUUGAUUAAGGUUUCGUCGCCCCUUCAAAGGGAGUUGGUGGCUAUUCGCCAAACGUGCGGCAUGAUUUCAGAUUUGGGAUAUCAAAAUGCGCUAGUCGAGUCGGACUCUUAGGUAGCCAUCAAGUUGAGUGUAUCCGAAUUGGUCCCUCCUUGGGAAGUCUCUACAAUGGUUUGGGACAUCAGGAGGAUGAGAGAAAACUUGAACAUCAAAUUUGGAUGUGUAAAGAGGACGGCUAACAGGCUCGCUCAUGUGGUGGCUAAGAAGGCUUUGAAGGGUCUGCUUCCUAGAGAUUGGGUGGUGAUCCCCCCAAAUUUUGUUUCUUCUGUUCUAGCUAGAGAUUCUCUCUUUUCGUGUAAGCCCUGUAGGCGUUUCUGAUUAUAAAAAAAAAAAAAUCCGUAAUGAUAUCUUUGAAGUGAACAUUUCGGUCAAA